AUGCUGUAUCUCGUUGGCUUAGGCCUUGCCGAUGAGACUGACAUCACAGUCAAAGGCCUUGAGGUGGUGAAGCGUGCGGAGAGAGUCUAUCUCGAAGCCUACACCAGUAUCCUUCAUGUAGGGAAAGAAAAAUUGGAAGCCUUCUAUGGCCGGCCUGUCAUAAUUGCAGACCGUGAGAUGGUAGAGUCCUCGAGCGACGAGAUUCUGGAAGGCGCAGAAAAAUCAGACAUCGCAUUUCUGGUUGUUGGAGAUCCAUUUGGCGCGACCACGCAUACGGACUUGGUGCUUCGUGCCCAAGAACUAUCCAUUCCGACCAAGUCAAUACCUAAUGCUUCAAUACUCAAUGCAGUUGGAGCCACGGGUCUUCAAUUGUACAACUUUGGUCAGACUGUCUCAAUCGUCUUUUUCACCGACAGCUGGAAGCCUGCGAGCUUCUACGAUCGGAUUCGUGAGAAUGCCUCCAUCGGGCUACACACACUUUUGCUUCUUGACAUCAAAGUGAAAGAGCAGUCGCUAGAAAAUAUGGCACGUGGGAGAAAGAUCUACGAACCACCUCGAUACAUGACCGUUGCUCAAUGCGCACAACAACUUCUUGAAAUCGAGGCCGAUAAACAGGAAGGUAUCUGUAGCGAGGACAGUCUGGCCAUUGGCUGUGCUAGAGUUGGUGCAGAUGAUCAGAACUUUGCUUGUGGAACGCUGAAGGAACUGUGCGAGAUCGAUGUUGGCCCACCACUUCACAGCGUGGUUUUGAUUGGUAAGAGGGCGCAUGAGCUCGAGAGGGAUUAUAUUCGGCCCUUCGCGAUCAAUCAAGAAACUUUCGAUGCAAGUUGGCACAAAUACCACAAGCAAUCAUGA
Exophiala bonariae is the source of this 855-nucleotide messenger RNA. It is a transcript of the gene DPH5, whose product is annotated as diphthine synthase. Bases 1 to 855 code for a protein of 284 amino acids. The record is from RefSeq and is a predicted model, not a curated record. Gene Ontology annotation, molecular function: diphthine synthase activity. Lineage: Eukaryota; Fungi; Ascomycota; Eurotiomycetes; Chaetothyriales; Herpotrichiellaceae. The transcript has 3 exons. Gene Ontology annotation, biological process: protein histidyl modification to diphthamide.